Phanerochaete carnosa HHB-10118-sp is the source of this 2501-nucleotide messenger RNA. RefSeq lists its product as uncharacterized. The transcript is spliced from 6 exons. Gene Ontology annotation, biological process: signal transduction. NCBI's taxonomy places the organism in Eukaryota, Fungi, Basidiomycota, Agaricomycetes, Polyporales, Phanerochaetaceae. The coding region runs from base 101 to 1990 and encodes 629 amino acids. The record is from RefSeq and is a predicted model, not a curated record.
CCCGCUCGUCAAUGACCUAAUCUCUCUCUUCCCGACCACCCUCGACUGCCAGCAGUUGCACUCAUAUUUUAUUCACUAUAUAUACUCGAACGAGCCAAGGAUGGAUGCUCUGGUCAACAGGUUGCAGCAAAAACUGCAAGAACACCAAGAGCACGCUGCUCUGCGAGAUACGAUAUCGACUCUAUGCGCGUUAAAAGGGGGUAGAAAGUGCGAUGACGCAACGCGGGAAAGUUUGGGAAAUAAUUUGCGUGUACUACGCAAGGAGGGACUAUGGACGCCAACGGCUGAUGAGGAGAUAACGCUUAGAGAGCUGCAGAAGCCAGGCUCCAGCUCUGAGGCACUCAGACUUACCGCGCACUCAGGGCAAGCGAGUCCUCGAUUACCAUUCUCGUUCGCGAGCCCAACAGCACUACCGAUGGAGCUAUACGGCAUCCUAAAUCAAGCGUACUAUCUUCAUCUACUUGCGACAGAGCCUGAAAAUGUGCUUCCACCUGGAAAGAGCCUGAUCUCAACACUGUUGAGGCCCCACGCUGAGCAUCACGCGCAAUCUGCACUUCAUGAGCGCGUCGAAGAUCUGGUACAUCGAGCCUUUUGGGACGAGGCCCUUGAAUCUCUUCUAAACAUAUCGCCACCAGUACAGCUCACUCGGCUGAAGCGACUGUACGAAGACCUAUACAUCGGACUUUCAUCCUUAUUGCCGAAGAGCCACCCUGUCCUUGUGACCCUAUCAUUGCCACUUUCGCCGACGUCUUCACCCCUUCGAUCUGCAGUAAUUCAUCUCAGGGAGGUCCUGCAGAGCCUUCGGCAACGCUGUGCACCUGCACGAGAUGCGCAGCUCGAUGCGCUCACGCGGACUCUGUCAAAUCUCCCGGCUGGUGCACUUCCCGAGGCUAUCAUACAUGUUGUACGCUCAACGCUGAAAAUCGCAGAGGAAAUGAAAGACGACUUGUCGCAGUUUGUCCUUGGAACCAUGAGCGAACAACAGCUGCGCGACGUGGUCAUUACCGAGGCGGCGAGUCGCGAACGCGAGAUCGUGCUGCAGCUUUGGCGUCUAGAAGUAGUCAGAGACAAAUGGGAACGUUGGCUCGAGGAGAUACAGUAUCCGGUGGGUGCGGCCGAUGCAUCAAUGACAGGCGAACUAUCGCACGGAAUGUUCACUCGACGCCUCAUGAUCGCUCUGGGCACCAACUACGCCGUUUCCUGCGAUCUUCCUACUAUCGCAGUCCAUACAUCUCCCUCGGGUACGCCAGAGCCAGAACCAUCAGCAGACCCGCCUCCGCCGCUUCCUAACUCUCUGCCACCGCCUCUCCUCUUUAUCACACCUUCGCUCUUGCACAUCCAGAACUACCUACAAGCCCUGGUGAUCACCGCAUCACUCCGUGCGCUCGUGCGGAUCCCGAUGACCCCACUGAAGCGCAAGCACGAUGCCGAUGACAACGAGGAACUCUCAGAGCACAGCUUCCUCAAGCGCAUCUGGACCCUGCUCAAGGCCGACAUCGAAGGCGAACCGGCCGCGGACGGCCUGAAGCUCAUGAACCUCGCGGACGAAGUGGUGCGCAUCAGCCAAGCGUACGGCGGGACACUUCACCAGAACGGGGUAGACAAGCAGAACAUGGAGGCGCAGCUGCGCGAGGCCGUGGACCGCACGCUGAAACCGACGGACCUGGUGUUCCAGCUGCUGCAGAGGCGGCUUUUCGGGGCGAUCACGGACCACCUGGUGCAACAUCCGCCCCCGCGGAUGCGGAGCAAGGUGGCACCGGGCAUGCACACCGGCCGCACGACAGGCAGGCUCAACGGCCACAAGCCGAAGCUCGAGCUCGAUGGCCACGAGGGCAUGCACCUCCAGCUCGACUUUGCGCGUGAGACGCUGAACGUGAAGGGUUUCGAGCAUCCCGUCCUUGCGGGUGCCGUCUCGGACAUCCUCCUAAAGCUCCGCGUGUGCAUCGCAUGGACCCAACUCGGCUGGACGGACCUGCUUGAGAAAUCAUAGGGCAUGAAGAACGGCUGAACUGUACGAUACAUCAAUUAGAUAGACUCGCUAGCGUAAUUCGCUAAUCGUUAUACCCUAUUUUAUCAAGCGUAUCAUCGAUGCAAGUCGACGAUAGAACUAUCGAUCAAACGUGUGGGUGCAUGUGUAUGCUCUCUUGGCAACAUCCGGAGCCGUCGGCUUGUCCAAAUACGGUAGAUACCCUGGUGACUUCGAUACUCAAACAAUGUCCAGGUAUAUAUCACGAACACUUCAGGCGAGCUACAGGACUGGAUACGAGACAAGCGAGCUACAGGAUUGGAUACGAAACAAGAGCACACGAGCGACGAAUCAUAUUAAGGUUAUGCCAUGACUUGCCACACCUUUCAGAGGCCCCUGUCAGUCGAAGCAAAUGACGGGUUUAGGACAUCCGAGCUCACCGUGCGGCUUGUUACUCCUCAAGCUUAGAGCUGAAUAGGGAGACAGCCAAUGGAGACGAGGCUGUUCUGAGGUGUGUAGCAAGUGAGUAGCUCAU